This is a messenger RNA of Aquila chrysaetos chrysaetos, 1534 nucleotides long. It is a transcript of the gene ATG3, whose product is annotated as autophagy related 3. Gene Ontology annotation, molecular function: Atg8-family ligase activity. Gene Ontology annotation, cellular component: cytosol; cytoplasmic ubiquitin ligase complex. The record is from RefSeq and is a predicted model, not a curated record. Bases 115 to 1254 code for a protein of 379 amino acids. NCBI's taxonomy places the organism in Eukaryota, Metazoa, Chordata, Aves, Accipitriformes, Accipitridae. Gene Ontology annotation, biological process: autophagy of mitochondrion; autophagosome assembly; nucleophagy. The transcript is spliced from 14 exons.
AAUGUGUCACGUGACCGGCGGGGAGGCGGUGCUGCCGGGGCGGCCGCCGCCGCGGAGAUCGUUAGCCGAGGGGCGGGGGAGGCGGUCGUCCUCCUCGCGGGGCCCGCCGGCAGCAUGCAGAACGUCAUCAACACGGUGAAGGGGAAGGCCCUGGAGGUGGCCGAGUACCUCACACCCGUGCUCAAGGAGUCCAAGUUUAAAGAAACAGGAGUAAUUACACCUGAAGAAUUUGUCGCAGCUGGAGAUCACUUAGUUCACCACUGUCCUACUUGGCAAUGGGCUUCAGGAGAAGAACUAAAAGUCAAGGCUUAUCUGCCAACAGACAAACAGUUUUUGGUAACUAAAAAUGUGCCAUGCUACAAAAGGUGUAAGCAGAUGGAGUACUCGGAUGAGCAGGAAGCGAUUAUAGAAGAAGAUGAUGGUGAUGGGGGAUGGGUAGACACUUUUCACAAUGCAGGUAUAGUGGGUGCAACAGAAGCAGUUAAGGAGAUCACACUAGACAGUAAGGAUAAUAUAAAAAUACCAGAAUGUUCAGCGUCUUGUGAGGAUGAUGAUGAGGAAGAUGAAGGAGAAGCUGCAGACAUGGAAGAGUAUGAAGAAAGUGGGCUAUUGGAGACAGAUGAUGCAACACUUGACACAAGACAGAUUGUAGAAGCUAACAAAGCUAAAGUUGAUGUUGGAGGGGAAGAUGCUAUUCUACAGACUAGAACUUAUGACCUCUACAUCACUUACGACAAAUAUUACCAAACUCCAAGGCUCUGGUUAUUUGGAUAUGAUGAGCAACGGCAGCCUUUAACAGUAGAGCAUAUGUAUGAAGAUAUCAGUCAAGAUCAUGUCAAGAAAACAGUGACCAUUGAAAACCAUCCUCAUCUCCCUCCACCUCCCAUGUGCUCGGUUCAUCCAUGCAGGCAUGCAGAAGUGAUGAAGAAGAUCAUCGAGACUGUUGCAGAAGGUGGGGGAGAACUUGGAGUUCACAUGUAUCCUUUUAUUGUUACGACACAGUAUUCUUGGAGAUUUCUUGCAGUGAUUUCUAGCUAUUGCAGAUUUUCCUUAACAAGAAACUCAGUGCCUUCUUGCAGAAGUGAAGAUAUUUACCUGAUGGCUUCUGUUCCGAGUUGUGCCUGGCAGAUUUGCCAGGCUCAUAAGAAUACAAGAAGGUCUUCAAAUCCCUGUAUGGGAAGGAGCUUUAGGAGCAGUGUUGUAAAGCCCAAUGGGUGGAGAUUGGACUCAAACGUGAAUCAGUUUCUGUUCUGAUAAAGAUGCAUGGUAUUUUCUGUGUGCUUUUGUAUGAAUGUUGACGACCUGGAGAUGAGACAAGCUAACUUAAAAGCGAAGAUGGUUUAGAUUUAACAGAAUGUGCCAGGCACUUCAGCACCAGCUGCUUCCCAUCACUUCUGGAUCAAAGGAAGGAAUUGUCCAUCUGCCCAGAAGAUUUCUUUCACAAAAUCUAAAUUAUAGGCAUUUUCACACCAACCAUCAAACUCUUAAGCAUCAGCAUUAGAAUAGAUCCUGAGCCAAAGAUGAGAUUGGGACC